This is a messenger RNA of Patiria miniata (bat star), 1405 nucleotides long. RefSeq names its product splicing factor 3B subunit 4-like (gene sf3b4). Gene Ontology annotation, molecular function: RNA binding. The record is from RefSeq and is a predicted model, not a curated record. Gene Ontology annotation, biological process: positive regulation of mRNA splicing, via spliceosome. NCBI's taxonomy places the organism in Eukaryota, Metazoa, Echinodermata, Asteroidea, Valvatida, Asterinidae. The transcript has 9 exons. Bases 71 to 1207 code for a protein of 378 amino acids. Gene Ontology annotation, cellular component: nucleolus; U12-type spliceosomal complex.
CAUGCUACGCUUACUUCAUCGCAUAUCGCACGUUUUAUGCCUGUAGUUUGAAAGCGAAGCCGAAGGCACGAUGGCGGCAGGUCCUCCGCAAGAGAGAAAUCAAGAUGCCACCGUGUACGUGGGUGGGCUGGAUGAGAAGGUGUCGGAAGCUUUGCUAUGGGAGCUGUUCCUUCAGGCAGGCCCUGUCGUGAACACCCACAUGCCCAAGGACCGAGUGACCCAGCAGCAUCAGAGCUAUGGCUUCGUGGAGUUCAUGAGCGAGGAAGACGCCGAUUAUGCCAUCAAGGUCAUGAACAUGAUCAAGCUGUACGGCAAACCAAUCAGGGUCAAUAAGGCCUCGGCACAUCAGAAGAACUUGGACGUAGGCGCCAACAUCUUCAUUGGCAAUCUGGACCCCGAGAUUGAUGAGAAACUCCUGUACGACACAUUCAGCGCAUUUGGGGUCAUACUUCAAACUCCAAAGAUCAUGCGAGACCCGGACACAGGUAACUCCAAGGGAUACGCCUUCAUCAACUUUGCCAGUUUUGAGGCGGCCGACGCGGCCAUCGAGGCCAUGAACGGACAGUACUUGUGCAACCGAGCGAUCACUAUAUCUUACGCCUUCAAGAAAGACGCCAAGGGGGAGAGACAUGGCUCCGCAGCAGAGCGACUCUUGGCAGCACAGAACCCCCUCUCCCAAGCCGACAGACCCCAUCAGCUGUUUGCUGACUCGCCGGCUACGAUCAACAACCUGCCCCCUCCUGUCAUACCACCGCCGGGGGUCCCGCCCCCUCCCCCAGCCACGUCAGGAUUUCCCACCCCUGGACAUCCCUCCUCCGGCCCGCCCCCCAUCCCACCCCCCGGUAUGCCCCCUAUGCCUCCUCCUGGUGUACCCCCUCCGGGCAUGUUCCCCCCUGGCAUGCCCAUGCCCCCCUUCAUGCCUGGGAUGCCGUUCCCUCCCAUGCCCCCGAUGCCGCCGGGACAGGACGGACCGAACCAGGAGCACAACCAAGGUGGGGGACCACCCCGCGGACCACCGCCCAUGCCUCCAGGUAUGGGUCCUCGAGAUGGACCACCGGGGAUGUUCCCCCCUCCGUUUCCUGGGGGUAGGAUGCCCCACAGACCACCACCGUUUGGUGGCCGGGGUGGACCCAGAGGCAUGCCCCCGAUGCGUGGUAUGCGCCCUCCGAUGAGACCCCCUCGACACUUUGGACCUCCGAGGAACUGACGGGACCCAACAGGCCCAGGACAAGUCCAGUCACAAACAAAAACACAAGUCCAUUCACAGUCACAAGUAACUGUUGAUGAACAGUAACAAAGGAAUGCCUUUGCCUCAGAGUGUGGCAACCUUGCUUUGCCGUGAAAGGGAAUAAACAUCUGAAAACAUCAAAAAAAAAACCUAACCAAUUUUUAUGAAAUACCUUGC